Molecule: messenger RNA, 958 nt
Organism: Quercus lobata
Lineage: Eukaryota; Viridiplantae; Streptophyta; Magnoliopsida; Fagales; Fagaceae
Product: NADH--cytochrome b5 reductase 1-like
Exons: 9
Coding region: 45-932 (295 amino acids)
Biological process (GO): electron transport chain
Molecular function (GO): cytochrome-b5 reductase activity, acting on NAD(P)H
Source: RefSeq, a predicted model, not a curated record
AAGUUCAAGUUAUCAUUUUGAACGUGAUCUUUGUGUCUCUCAAAAUGGAGCUUAUUUGCAUUUCCCCUGCCGAGCUGCUGGGGGUGACAGUUACUCUAUCUUUGGUUGGCACUGCUGCUGCCUAUUUGUAUUACAACAAACCCAAAGGUUGCUUAAAUCCGGAGAAGUUUAUGGAAUUCAAACUUGAAAAGAAAACUCAACUAAGCGCCAACACUGCAAAGUUUAGAUUUGUUCUUCCUACACCUACUUCAGUAUUGGGUCUUCCCGUUGGACAACAUAUAAUUUGCAGGGGAAUAGAUAGCGAAGGUUUAGAAGUGAUUAGACAGUAUACCCCAAUCACUUUGGACUCUGAUGUUGGUUACUUUGAACUGGUUGUAAAGAUGUAUCCUAAGGGAAGGAUGUCCCACCAUUUCAGAGAGAUGCGCGAAGGUGAUUACUUGUCUGUUCUGGGCCCCAAGGGGAAUUUCAAAUACAAACCUGGCCAAGCUCGAGAAUUAGGAAUGCUUGCUGGUGAUUCUGGCAUAACCCCAAUGUUUCAGAUCAUUCGAGCCAUACUAGAAAACCCAAAAGAUAAGACCAAUGUGCAUCUAAUUUAUGCCAGUGUCACAUUGGAUGACAUGCUGUUAAAGAAGGAGCUAGAUGCCUUUGCUAGCAAAUUCCGUAGUCGUUUCGAAGUCUAUUAUGUUUUGAGUCAGCCUCCUGUGGCAUGGAAUGGUGGCACUGGGAAGACUAUAUCCAGGGAAGUUAUUCAAAGCUUUUGCAAACCAGCCCAAGAUAUACAGAUACUGAGGUGCGGCUCAGCAGCCAUGGCAGCUCAACUUAACGCACUUGGAUACAAAUCAGAGAUACGAUUCGAGUCCAUGGAGUGGAGUUGCUGUGAUUUAGGUCAUGGAGUGGUCCAACGCAUUCUUCGAGAUUUCAUGAGAACUUGAAGGGCACUUUGAUUUUUUACAAGUAA